AUGCUAGGGCGGCUGGAGAUGGAUAUUGAUGAGUGCAUCAAUGCCUAUACCGAGUUAAUGACAUCUGUUUUCAGGGAAAAAGCCAGCAGUCUCCCGAUUGACUGGUCGGGGAAUAUCAAAGCGCAAUACGAUAGCAAAGGGCUCCGGUGCGCGAUUGAAAAUGUCAUAUCUCGUACUGGCACAUCCCCUGUAGCACUCAUGGAUGAUGGUUUCCCUCGUCGGUGUCGAGCUUUUGUUUGUGCAACUGCGAAGGAAACCCUUCAAACAACACGUCUGCGGAGCUAUACGGUGUCGAACGAGGAAACAAUUCCAGCCACAAUCUGUGAAGCAGCCCUGGCAACAGCUGCUGCAACACGAUUCUUUGAGCCUGUGAUGAUUGGAAACCACCAAUUCGUGGACGGCGCAUUCGGUGCAAAUAAUCCCAUUGAAGAGGUCGAAGAAGAGGCAACAGACAUUUGGUGCCCAAGGUCACGCGAAUUGAAGCCAUUGGUCAAAUGUAUAGUUUCGAUCGGGACCGGAAAUCCUGGUCAGAAGGCUCUGGACGACAACAUCCUUCGAUUCCUGACGAAAACCCUAGUUCGCAUGGCGACCAAGCCAGAAGGUACUGAGAGGCGGUUUAUUGCACGAUGGCAGAACGAGUUCAAUGAGAAAAGAUACUUUCGCUUCAAUGUUGACCAAGGCUUGCAAGAUGUUCGCAUGACCGAUUACUCGAAACGAAACAUCAUCGAGACUACGACGCAUGAUUACCUUCACCAUGCGACGCAAAAAUCUCGUAUUAGGGAUUGUAUUGUGAAUCUAGUAGAGAAAGGAGGAAUGACCGGGGAUGAGCAGGAAAAACCGAUCUUGAUUUUGAACGACCCUUCGGGUAAGUCAUACCUUGAUCAACCAAAUCAAAAGUUUUCACCCAACUCAAAGAAUGGAGAUCAGAAUCACAAAGCUCUUACUCUUCACGAUCUGGUGUUACGGAGAACUCAAUUGAAUACCCAUUUUCUGGCGACAAGAUCACCGUGCUGGAUUGUACCUUUUGAGCGGAACGCACGAUUUGUCGAUCGAGAGGCACUGACUGAGAUCAAACUCAAGCUACUCACUUCCGAUCACUCGGAAAGAACUGCCUUGUUUGGGCUUGGAGGCUCCGGUAAAACCCAAAUAGCAAUUGAGUUGGCUUACGAGACGAGGGAGAGAUGGCCAGACCGUUCCGUUUUUUGGAUACCUGCCUUGAAUCAUGAGAGCAUUCAGCAAGCAUACCAGAAGAUUGGCCAUGAACUUGGCCUUGAACAGAAUGAAAACGAGAAAGAGGAUAUCAAAACCCAAGUUCAAAAAUAUCUCAGUCAUGCGCAUACCAAGCCCUGGCUUCUAAUCUUCGACCAUGUCGACGACAUCGACCUAUGGGUGGAAUCAAACACCACACGGAACGACGGGCUGAUGAAAUUUCUGCCCAAGCACCACAAAGGAGUGAUCCUUUUUACGACACGGAGUAAACGAGUUGCUCAUAAACUCGCAUCAACCGGAAUCAUUGAGCUUCCCGAAAUGGAUGAACGCAGAGCCACCUCGGUCCUACGAAACUCGCUAGUCGACAAAAGCUUGCUCAACAAUCGAGAGCACACGAAGGUCCUGCUAGAACGUCUCGCGUUUCUUCCACUUGCUAUCACACAGGCCGCUUCAUUCUUGAACGAAAAUCAAAUGGACAUCGCAAGCUACAUACGUCUUCUAGAUGGGCAAGAGCAAGACGCCAUCGACCUACUGGGCGAGGAUUUUGAGGACGAAGGGCGAGGAAAAAGCAUCCGCAAUGCAAUUGCGAAAAAGUGGCUCACAUCAUUCUCCCAACUGGCAGCGCAAAAUUCAUUUGCUUCCGAGUGCCUCUCCAUAAUGGCUUGCCUAAACCCGCGAGAUAUCCCAGUAUCGAUUCUUCCACGCCGCACUGAGCUCGAACUAGAAAAGGCGAUUGGGAUUUUGAGCUCCUACUCUUUUGUCCGAGCGCAGGAAUCUGGAAAAUAUCUUGAUUUGCACCCCUUAGUGCACUUGGCCACGAGGAACUUCCUCAGGUCUAAUGGUUCGUGGAGGGAUUGGCAAAGAAGGGCAAUAGUAACCCUUGGACAACGAUUUCCUGCUGCCUAUAAUGGUGGGGAAUCAGUCAGGAACCUCUGGCGUUCCGCAAUGGCUCAUGGAAUCUAUAUCGUCGAUGAAAUUGCCGCUGAAACUAGAUGUUUCUGGACCGCCCAACUUUUGUAUUCCUUGGCCUGCUGUACCAUGCUUGAGGCUCGAUACAAAGAUGCCGAGAAACACUGCCUCAAAGCUAUUGAAUUGAAGAAGGAGGUCUUCGGAAGCAAAAUAGGGGCAACUCUACCAGAAAUGUCACUACUCGCAACGAUCUACCACCUCGAUGGUCAGAUCCAAAAAGCUUUGGUAAUUGCUGAAGAAUCUCUGAAGUCCCACAAAGAGCUUUUUGGUGGAAACGACAGGCGGACUGUCACUUCCAGGACUAAGAUAUCCCUGGUUUACAAGGAUUCAUUCAAGUACGAAGAGGCGGAGAAGCUUGCGAGGGAAUCCCUAAGGUUUCAUCUUCGGAACUACGAUUUGACCCAUUACGAUACAAUUGUCUGUCUGGACAUCCUGACCAGUCUAUACAUUGACCGGGGUCAGUUCCAAAAUGCAGCUGAAUUGAGCCAAGUCACCUACCAGAUCACGCAGAGAAUUUGUGGACGAGAUCAUCCUUUAACUAUACCGAGUGCGUCGAGAUUGGCCGUAGCAUACCACCGCCAAUGGCGUCUCGACGAGGCUAACGCUAUAGUAUCUGAAAUACUUCCCAUGUCUCAGAUGAUCCUCGGGGACUGUCAUCCAACAACGCUCUCCAUUAUACUCUCUCUGGCAUUGAUAGCAAGAGACCGAAAUGAAGAUUCAGAGGCCUUGGGCUUGAUGACAGAGAUGGUCCGUAUGGGACGCGGUUACAAUGGGACAUAUCCGAUUACCUUGGACGCGUCUGCUCUUCUAUCUGAAUGGCAAAAUGAGUAUGUUUGA
Messenger RNA from Penicillium argentinense, 3015 nucleotides. Its product is annotated as Acyl transferase/acyl hydrolase/lysophospholipase. The transcript is spliced from 2 exons. Gene Ontology annotation, molecular function: protein binding; ADP binding. Lineage: Eukaryota; Fungi; Ascomycota; Eurotiomycetes; Eurotiales; Aspergillaceae. Bases 1 to 3015 code for a protein of 1004 amino acids. Gene Ontology annotation, biological process: lipid metabolic process. The record is from RefSeq and is a predicted model, not a curated record.